Messenger RNA from Lobosporangium transversale, 1896 nucleotides. Its product is annotated as galactose mutarotase-like domain-containing protein. NCBI's taxonomy places the organism in Eukaryota, Fungi, Mortierellomycota, Mortierellomycetes, Mortierellales, Mortierellaceae. Gene Ontology annotation, molecular function: carbohydrate binding; aldose 1-epimerase activity. The coding region runs from base 62 to 1831 and encodes 589 amino acids. The transcript has 2 exons. Gene Ontology annotation, biological process: beta-D-galactose catabolic process via UDP-galactose, Leloir pathway; glucose metabolic process. The record is from RefSeq and is a predicted model, not a curated record.
UGCUGUGUAAGGAUUUUAUUUGAUUUAUUCUCCAUCGAUCAUCUCAUCAGAUCUGCAAACGAUGCCAGUCAAGACAAUUACAUUGUCCACAAACCCAGUGUUGGUUCAACAGCAUGUCCUUUCUAUUUCACUCAAAGAUAACGAUUUCAAUAACGACAGCAACAAAACCAGAGCCCUCUCAGCCACCAUCUUGACCUAUGGUGCCACGCUUACCCAUUUCAUAGUCCCGGACCGUUGGAACCAGCCUCAAGAUGUAGUUCUUGGAUUUGACCAUUGGCAGGACUAUCUCGCGCAAUCAGAACCUGGUGCAUUGAAUCCUUACUUUGGAGCCAUUAUCGGACGUACUGCCAGUCGAAUCGCACAUGCAUCUUUCAACCUCCAAAAUAGCUAUGAGCGCACACGCGAGGCUGAAGUUGCGGUAGAAACAGCGGCAGAAACAGCGGCAGUAAAUGCACCACUUGCAGAUGGGUCUGUGGUCUCAGAGAGGAACAGCGGCAGCGGCAGCAGUGCUAUUCCUCAAAAAACUUCCACAUUUUCCACAUUUCCCUCUACAGAUAUAUCAACCCACACUUUAAAAGUGUCUAACGGUAAGGAUUGUCAUCACGGUGGCCCCUUAGGAUUUGAUAAGCAACACUGGGCAACCAUCAGUGUCAAGAAUGAGGAUGAGGAAAAGGAUAGUGAUGGAGUAUUAGCUGUUUCUGUUACUUUGCAGUUGAUCUCUCCACAUGGUCAAAACGGCUAUCCAGGACGAUUGGUCACUGAUGUCAAGUACCAGUUGAACAGCUCUGGCGAAUUAAUUAUUGAAUAUCGGGCUCAGUUGCAAAAAAAAGGAUCGGACAAUAGCAAUGACUUGGAUUUGCACAGUACCAUUGUCAAUUUAACAAACCACACAUAUUGGAAUUUGGAUGGUGUUCUGAACCCUGUGGAAGAUCAAGCUCAAGGCCUUCUUCCAUCAGCUAUGGUCAUAGACGCAGAUGCAGCCACAACGACAAUAGGAAAUCCAAACAAUUCCUCUCAAGCUCAUACUCGCACUACCAUCACUCCAACCAUCACGAACCGCCUCUCAGUCAAGGAUCAUACAUUAUGGCUUAAUACCUCAAACGUCAUAGAACUUGGUGACCCACAUCCAGUCCCAACUGGCAAGAUCAUUCAUCUUCAAGAGGCAAACGACCGUGAUAGCCUUUUAAUUUUUUCAAUGAACAUAGCAAAAGCGGGCCAAAAGAAAUUAGAGCCUGGGUUAAAUGGCAUUCAAGGUGGAUAUGGAUAUGAUCAUGUCUAUGCUCUUGGCGAUGAUGGCCCGCCAUCAUCUUUAUUCUCUUCUCCCUCUUCUUCAAUAUCAACUUUAGAUGGGUCUAUUAUCGCCAGAUACAACAAAAUUGGGAUCCAAGGCUAUCUCCCAUCCACACCUCAUGUUGCUACUCUCACUUCAUCCAGGACAGGCAUUCGUCUCGAUCUCUUUACUUCGGAGCCUGCGCUCGUCCUCUAUUCAGCAGGAUAUCUAGAUAGCUCUCUCCUUCCACGUACCAAAUCCCAGUCUUUCGAUUUGCUUGACUCGUCUUCAACAACUUUUUUUAGUUCGCCAACUGCCACAUCACAACAACGAUCUUCGGGUUCAAACAUAAACAACAGCGAGGAUCAAGACAGUUAUAGCAGGAAUCCGGUCAAGUCUGUUUCAAUUGUUGCUGAGAUGAGCAAAUUCUCGGGGCUUUGUCUUGAACCCAUUCGAUAUCCCGAUGCCAUUCAUCAUCCUGACUGGGCAAACAUGGUUAUCCUACAUCAUGAUCAAAUUUACCGCCAAAAAUCAAUCUACAAGUUCAGCAUUGAGCCAUAGAUUUAUAUUAAUCAACAGCGAUGAAGCUGUCAAAUUCAAUUCAAUUCAAUUCAAUUCAAUUCAAU